Baudoinia panamericana UAMH 10762 is the source of this 369-nucleotide messenger RNA. RefSeq lists its product as uncharacterized. The record is from RefSeq and is a predicted model, not a curated record. Lineage: Eukaryota; Fungi; Ascomycota; Dothideomycetes; Mycosphaerellales; Teratosphaeriaceae. Bases 128 to 343 code for a protein of 71 amino acids. The transcript has a single exon.
CAAGAUCCUCCUGCAGGAUCUGCAGACCGAGAUUGUCCUUGCCCCUAGGUCAGCACGAGAGAGUGUACGGAAGGUGGGAUACGCACUCGAAUUGUACAUCCUUGCUUGUCGCCCCAUGCCAGAGUGAAUGGCAUUGCUGAAAGCGCGACCACGUGUACCGAGCGGUCGUAUUCGUAGUGCCCGCCAUAGCUUGGUCCGCCACUUCCGUGCCAGUGCUCGUAGGGGCUGCCCGGGAAGACAUCGCCUGGGUAGAGGGACGAGCGGCGUUCGCCGUAAAGGUAAGGGGCGUGGUAGUCUAUGGUAUGCUUAUAUGUAUUGUUUUCGUGGCCUUGUAUCGGAGUAAUGCACCAUAUCUUAUGCUUGCGUUAG